AUGGGCACGCACAUAGCCAUAAAUGUGCAGACCCCGACACACGAAAGCUUCAACGAGAGCGCGGACGAACAAUGUCCAGGGCGCACAACUUAUCCAGUCCUGACGGAGAGAUGAGAGUCCAUCGGCGAGACGCGCGCCAUCUGAACUACACGAGCGGCAUGCGCGCUUAUUUUGUUGAUUGAGAAAAGUUUCAUGAAGAGAUACCAUGUUUAUGAAUGGGAGUUCUUUGAACAGUUCUGCACCGGACCCUAGCGAGCAAACGCUUCAUCGGCCGCCCUGGGUCACCACUACUCUCGGAUGUUUCCUCAUAUUCACUAUAGUAGUGGAUAUUUUAGGAAACCUGCUGGUGAUUUUCUCCGUCUACAGAAACAAGAAACUUCGGAACGCAGGUAACAUCUUUGUGGUCAGUCUGGCUGUGGCAGACCUGGUGGUGGCCAUCUACCCAUAUCCUCUAGUCCUCACCUCCAUAUUUAACCGGGGCUGGAACCUGGGAUACAUGCACUGCCAGAUCAGUGGCUUCCUGAUGGGCGUCAGUGUAAUCGGCUCCAUUUUCAACAUCACCGGCAUUGCAAUCAAUCGCUACUGCUACAUAUGCCACAGCCUCAAGUAUGACAAGCUUUAUAGCGACAAAAAUUCAGUGUGCUACGUGCUCUUGAUCUGGGUGUUGACAGUGCUGGCUAUAGUGCCUAACUUGUUUGUGGGCUCCCUACAGUACGAUCCACGGGUUUAUUCCUGUACGUUCGAGCAGUCGGCUAGCUCGGCGUAUACGAUCGCUGUCGUCUUCUUCCACUUUAUCCUGCCCAUCAUGAUCGUUACUUACUGUUACCUGCGAAUCUGGGUUCUGGUCAUACAGGUGAGAAGACGCGUCAAGCCAGACAAUCGUCCCAAGCUCACGCCCCACGAUAUACGAAACUUUGUGACAAUGUUUGUGGUUUUUGUCCUCUUUGCUGUCUGCUGGGCACCGUUAAACUUCAUUGGGUUGGCGGUAGCCAUUUCUCCAGAGCACGUGGUUCCUCUAAUACCCGAAUGGCUCUUCGUGGCAAGUUAUUUUAUGGCAUACUUUAACAGUUGCCUCAAUGCAAUAGUCUAUGGAGUGCUUAACCAGAACUUUCGUCGCGAGUACAAGCGCAUUGUGGUGUCCCUAUGUACUGCGAAGAUCUUCUUUCAAGACAGUUCAAAUGAGGCACAAGAGAGACUCAAAAGCAAACCUUCUCCACUCAUGACUAACAACAAUCAGGUCAAAGUGGACUCUGUGUGAAAAGUCAUGUUCCAAAAACCAGCUUGACCACCUUAAACUGGUAAAUGGUUUGUUGCUGGUCCAAGAUGGUUUACCAUUGCUACUAUACAGCAUGAAACAUCUAAAAAAAGAGCUAAUAAAGCUAAGGCUAGGUUUUCAAGGAAGGCAUGUAUGUGUGUAUUUGUUUAUGAGCUGAAGAGAACAACAACAAAAUGAAUCCUUGCUUGCAACAAAGCAAACAAUAAUCUUAAAAAAUCUGAUAACACUACCAAAUAUGUGUCUUGUCCUGAAACUGUGACAUGUUGCCUCAAAACAAUCAAAAUGAACAGGAAGUUGUUAUUAUGUCUUUUAUAAAGCACUUUGUUUUAUCAUUGUUGGUCAAAUGGACUUAUAUGUAUACAUUUAAAUGUUUACAGUGAUUAUAACAGCCAAUCUAUGUAAGACUUUCUGUAACAGUUUUGUAUGAAUUACUACAAAGAUGCAUAUAUGAGGGUAUAAGUGAUAAAUCACUUUAUGUAAAUAUGAAGAGAUUGGUUCCAAAACGCGAUAAAAAAAAGAGUUACUGCCAAAAUCAAUAUUGUAUCAGGUCAGUAUUAAAAUGUAAAUUCUUAAUUUUACGCCAAAUCCAAUAUCCGCUGUGUUAUUCUGUAAUCUUUUCUCCCUUUUUUCCCAAAACACGAUAAACGCCAGUCCUCCUUCUCUGCAGAAGGCAAUAAAUCCGCUCAACAAAUCACAGCGCACCAUUCCACGCAUUGUAAACUACAAUGGCGGCGCGUUAAAUACACACUGAAUCCUAGUUAACCAACCUGUGGUGGUUUUCUGUGGCUAGGAAAAAACCUAAGCCAUCAAAAUUGAAUAAUUUACGUGAGAAGCACUCAGGCGAAGGAAAAAUGCCGGCUGUUUGAUUUCACAUGACAGCAUCAAGCUUCUGUCAUGCUAACACAUUUGACCCCAGGGGAUCUUAUGAAAAACUUUACAUUAUUUUACUCAUAGUCAACGAAAAUCGAGCAGGACCAAAACAUUUUACAGCUGAUCGCUGUCAAAAAAGUUCAGCGACGACGUCCCGAGGAUGACAGCAGCAAUGACAGUAUUCUUAAUAUGACAAAGUAAGUGUUUUGAUUAAUGAUAUUAAUGUCUCUUUUUUAAUCAGUGUAUACCACUAGUCAACUUAAUAAAUAUAACAUGGCACUGAUGAAUUCACAUUUAUAUAUUGAUUCAAUAGAUUUAUAGCAUUU
Paramisgurnus dabryanus is the source of this 2472-nucleotide messenger RNA. RefSeq names its product melatonin receptor 1A a (gene mtnr1aa). NCBI's taxonomy places the organism in Eukaryota, Metazoa, Chordata, Actinopteri, Cypriniformes, Cobitidae. Gene Ontology annotation, molecular function: melatonin receptor activity. Gene Ontology annotation, cellular component: plasma membrane. Gene Ontology annotation, biological process: G protein-coupled receptor signaling pathway. The record is from RefSeq and is a predicted model, not a curated record.